GCCACCUGCGACAGGUGGAGCGCGCGGCGACAGGCACUCUGCCAUGUCCUCGGAGGGCGCGGGGCCGGGGUUCGGGCCCGGAUCCCAGUCGGGGCUGCUCUGCCCCGAACACGGCCAGCCUCUGAGUUGGUUCUGCUGCUCCGAGCGGCGGCUUGUGUGUGCCGCCUGCGCGGAGCUGGGCGGCCGCUGCCGGGGGCACCGCAUCCGCCGGGCCGAGGAGCGCGCCGAGGAGAUGCGGAACAAGAUUGUGGACCAGUGUGAAAGGCUGCAGUCGCAGAGUGCCUGCAUCACCAAGUAUGUGGCAGAGGUCCUGACAGGAAAGAACCAGAGAGCAGUGAGCAUGGCCAGCGCAGCACGAGAACUGGUCAUUCAGCGGCUGAGUCUGAUACGAAGUCUGUGUGAGAGCGAGGAGCAGAGGUUGCUGGAACAGGUGCACGGUGAAGAGGAGCGGGUCCACCAGAGUAUCCUGACACAGCGGGUGCACUGGGCUGAGGUGCUGCAGAAGCUUGACACCAUUCGCACUAGCCUGGUGGGCAUGCUUACUCAUCUGGAUGACCUCCAGCUGAUUGUAAGUCUGGCAUGGCAGAAGGAGCAGGAGGUUUUCGAGAGGACCGAGGAAGCAGAGGGCAUUUUGGAUCCACAGGAGUCAGAGAAGUUAAACUUUAACGAGAAGUGCACUUGGAGUCCACUACUGACCCAACUCUGGGCAACGGCAGUUCUUGGGUCCUUCUCAGGCAUGGAAGAUGUGCGUAUUGAUGAAAGGACUGUCAGCCCUUUCUUGGAACUGUCAGAUGAUCGAAGGACCCUGACCUUCAGUGCCAAGAAGUCCAAGUCCUGUGCAGAUGGCCCAGAGCGCUUUGACCACUGGCCCAAUGCCCUGGCUACCACCUCCUUCCAGUCUGGGCUGCACACCUGGAUGGUGAACGUCCAGAACAGCUGUGCCUAUAAGGUGGGCGUGGCCACAGGCCAGCUGCCCCGCAAGGGUUCUGGCAGUGACUCCCGUCUGGGCUACAACACCUUCUCCUGGGUCUUCUCCCGCUACGACCAGGAUUUCUGUUUCUCUCACAAUGGGCAGCACGAGUCCCUGGGGCUACUGCGUUGCCCAGCACGACUGGGCGUGCUGCUGGACUUGCAGGCACAAGAGCUGCUAUUCUACGAGCCAUCCUCAGGCACGGUGCUCCACACCCAUCACACCCCCUUCCCUGGGCCCCUCUUUCCAGUCUUUGCUGUGGCUGACCAGAGCAUUUCCAUCACCUGCUGACCUUUAGCCACAGCGAGGGCAGGUCCACCUCCCCCAAACCCUUUCAGGCCACAUUUCUACCCAGUAUCCUUUUCCCAAAUGUGUGCGGCAUUUCUAAGGGAAAAUAAGGCCUUGCCUGUUGGGCAGCUUUAGGAGAGGUGGGGCCCAUUUCAGAUCUGGGCACAGCCU
Trichechus manatus latirostris (Florida manatee) is the source of this 1429-nucleotide messenger RNA. It is a transcript of the gene BSPRY, whose product is annotated as B-box and SPRY domain containing. Gene Ontology annotation, cellular component: cytoplasm. Gene Ontology annotation, molecular function: zinc ion binding; ubiquitin protein ligase activity; protein binding. Bases 44 to 1261 code for a protein of 405 amino acids. NCBI's taxonomy places the organism in Eukaryota, Metazoa, Chordata, Mammalia, Sirenia, Trichechidae. The transcript has 6 exons. Gene Ontology annotation, biological process: protein ubiquitination. The record is from RefSeq and is a predicted model, not a curated record.